This is a messenger RNA of Eruca vesicaria subsp. sativa (arugula), 1820 nucleotides long. The record is from the annotation of a GenBank genome assembly. NCBI's taxonomy places the organism in Eukaryota, Viridiplantae, Streptophyta, Magnoliopsida, Brassicales, Brassicaceae.
CACCCAAAAAAAACAGAGUCCUCUGUUUUCAUCCUCUAAAAAAAAAACUAAAAAUCCAAUCUUUCCAUCACUCCAACCUCUCUCUUCACCAACUAUGCAAAACCCUUCAACAACACAUGAAUCAGCAACCUCCACCUUCACUUUCUUCACCGGUUUACCCUCCCUAAACCGGUCUCCUUCCUCAAACCCAGAUACCUAUCCUCUCUCAACCUCCAACGCUCUGUUCUUCAACGGUUCCUCCAAGCCUCGGAGAGCUAAAAAGACCUUAGCUUCCUUGAGCUUGAACGCUAAGAGCAGUGUUGGGUCAAGUGUCCGUAGGUUUAUAAGUGAAUUCAAUAGCUUUAUUAGGUUUCACUGUGAGAGAGUUGUUCCGGAGAGCUUUGGCUCUGUUUUGAGAGAUGAGAGUGGAGUUGGGGUGAAUGGUGGUGGUGGUGAGGGUUUGGGUGAGGAGGGUUUGGGGUUGAGUGGUGUGGGAAGUGAUGGGGCGAAGAAAGUUUUGAUUUUGAUGAGUGAUACUGGUGGUGGGCAUAGAGCUUCUGCUGAAGCUAUUAAAGCUGCUUUUAAUCAUGAGUUUGGUGAUGAGUACCAGGUGUUUAUUACGGAUUUGUGGACAGAUCACACACCCUGGCCAUUCAACCAGCUUCCAAGGAGCUAUAACUUUCUGGUGAAACAUGGAACUCUAUGGAGAAUGACUUACUAUGGUACGGCUCCACGCUUUAUUCACCAAUCAAAUUUUGCAGCAACUUCAACUUUUAUUGCCAGGGAAAUUGCACAAGGGUUGAUGAAGUAUCAACCAGACAUUAUAAUCAGUGUACAUCCAUUGAUGCAACACGUCCCACUUCGUGUCCUAAGAUCAAAGGGGCUGCUUGAUAAAAUCGUCUUCACUACGGUCAUUACAGACUUGAGCACUUGCCAUCCCACAUGGUUUCAUAAGCUUGUGACAAGAUGUUAUUGCCCAUCAACAGAAGUGGUGAAAAGAGCACAGAAGGCAGGACUUAAGACAUCACAAAUCAAAGUCUAUGGCCUUCCUGUUCGACCUUCAUUUGUUAAACCAGUUCGUCCAAAGGUUGAGUUAAGAAGGGAGCUAGGGAUGGAUGAGAAUCUUCCAGCUGUUUUGUUAAUGGGAGGAGGAGAAGGAAUGGGUCCUAUAGAGGCAACAGCAAAAGCUCUUGGAGAUGCUUUGUAUAAUGAGAGUCUUGGUGAAGCGGUUGGUCAGGUUCUUAUAAUAUGUGGACGGAAUAAGAAACUGCAAACCAGAUUAAGUUCCUUAGAUUGGAAAAUACCAGUCCAGGUUAAGGGGUUUAUUACAAAGAUGGAGGAAUGCAUGGGUGCCUGUGACUGCAUCAUUACAAAGGCUGGUCCAGGCACUAUAGCUGAAGCUAUGAUAAGAGGACUACCAAUAAUCUUAAAUGGUUACAUCGCUGGUCAAGAGGUAGGGAAUGUGCCGUACGUGGUGGAGAACGGAUGUGGAGAAUUCUCAAAAUCACCAAUAGAGAUAUCAAAUAUUGUAGCGGAAUGGUUUAGUCCAAGAUCGAAACACUUGGAGAUAAUGUCGCAGAAUGCAUUGAGGCUAGCUAGACCAGAAGCUGUGUUCAAGAUAGUGCAAGACAUGCACGAGCUUGUCCGACAGAGAAACCGUCUUCCUCAGCUCUCUUGCACUGCGUAACAUAUAUUGUUGUAACUCUAUUCAUUUAAUAUCAAAAUAUCUACCCUCUUUCUUUUGGUUAUAGACAACAGUGUAAUAAUAUAUAUCAUACUAUAUUUUUUUGUUGCCCUUAAUGCGAAUGCUUAAGGCGGAUUGAUCACUUUCUAAUCAUGAU